Molecule: messenger RNA, 468 nt
Organism: Prorocentrum cordatum
Lineage: Eukaryota; Dinophyceae; Prorocentrales; Prorocentraceae
Source: the annotation of a GenBank genome assembly
CCCGAGGGCAGCGUUUGGCCCUGCGGCGCCCCCUGCGCCGCCUCGGCCAGCGCACCCGCCCCCUCCCUUCGCGGUCCGCGCGUGGCGCGCCGCCCUGGCUCAGAACCUGCUCUCUUCACGUCCCCCCUACAUACAUAUUUUUCUCUGGCGCGCGCCUUUUGCGUGCGAGGCCAGCUGCCGCGCCGGCGGCCGCUGGUGGAUGCAUGAGAAGAGGCGCAUCGCGUAGGCGAGCGGGGCUGCUGCUGCCACUGCUGCAGCUAUGCCGGUGCUCGUCCGAGGAUGUCCUUAUUCUGAUGCAGGUCACCAUUGAGGCGAGCUCCGCGGAGGCCACUACGCCCUGGAGGCAGCUUCCUUCGCCCCGCCAGGCCUUCCCGCCGCUGCCGUCCAUGGACGGCGUGGUCGGCAAGGUGGCCGACUCCGUGGCAGACGUCACUAAGCAGGUUGGCGAGGUGUCCGGUCACGUGGAGG